AUGGCACUCUUAGCCCUUUUGUUCUGGGCGUAUGCCUUGGUCUUUGUCAAAGCCUCCCCGGUUAAUAAUGGUGAUGAAUCGCUGGCGAGAAUCCUCAAUACUUUCCAAAUAAUGGAUGAUAAGGACGUUAUCAAUGCAAUUUCGCAAGCUCUAAAGGAAGCGUCUGCCUCGAAUGACACUUGCGGCGCUUGCGUUGGCAGGCUCGCCAUCGGUAAGUCCCUCUCUUUGGUUAGACCUGACUUGGUGCCUGCAACUUUUGAAAAAUGGUGUAAUGAUAACAAAUAUGCCUCAAAGGCUACUUGUGCCACUAACUAUCACAGAAACACACUUGAUGCGAGUACUACAGGUAGUAACUUCGCUGAUAUGUUGCAAUUGAUGGACCCUUACGGGUAUGAUGGUCAACUGUACUGUCAUUACAAGGACAACGCUGCUUGUCCAAAGCCAAAAACACCAAAUGUGACCAUGUCUCAUUUGUGGCCUGAGAAGCAAGCUAAGCACAUGUUGGCACCUAGUUCAAACGGCAGUGAAACUUUCAAUGUUUUGCAUGUCUCUGACUUUCACAUUGAGCUGGACUACACGGUUGGCGCUGAAGUCAAUUGUUCCACUUCAAUGUGCUGUACGCCCCACUCGAUCAACACUAAGAGCAACGUAUCUAUGAAUACUUCUCUAGGAUGGAACUCUUUUUACGAGGGCUCACAUUACGAUGACUCAAACUUCAGCUUUGUUCGUGGUACAAAAUUGUCGAACCCAUUCCAUAAUGUCUCUAUUCCAGCUCCAUCUUUUGGUCACUAUGAAUGCGACGCCCCAGAGCUUUUGAUCAACUCUUCCUUGAACAACGUCAUUGAGUUUGCGAAGAACAAAAGCUUAGACUUUAAAUUCGCUAUCUUCACUGGUGACUUGGUUGACCACGAUGAAUAUACCUAUACUGACUACGAAAUGACUGUUAAAUCUGAGCAAUAUAUCAUGAGAGAUAUGAAGUCGCGUCUUGGUGAUCUUCCGGUUUUCCCAGUUCUGGGCAAUCAUGACACUUUCCCAUAUGGUGAGCUGGCUCAAGAAGGAUAUGGCUUCUCUAACAAGUUUCAGUGGAAUGCCGAUAUGCUCGCUGAAAUUUACCAAGAUUACGGUUGGUUGGACGGAAAGCAAGCACAGUAUGCUAGACACCAUUACACUGGCUUUUCCGUCACUACGAAAGAGGAUCUGAAAAUUAUCUCCUUAAAUUCCAAUGCUUUCUACAAAAAGAAUCAUUACUGUUACUGGAAUGCCACGGAUCCAGACUCUUUUGGUCAAUGGAAGUUCUUGAUCGAUGAGUUGGUGGAAAGUGAGAAACACGAUCAGAGGGUCUGGAUAAUCACGCACAUUCCACCAAUCAGUGACUCCUUGCCGCUUCCUUCUAAGAUAUUUGGUGAGAUUGUCGAAAGGUUCAGUCCUUCCACCAUUGCCGGUAUCUUCUUCGGUCACACUCACUUGGAUCAAUUCAAUUUGCUGUAUGCAAAGGACUCCAAAUCCAUCGAUAACGUUAUCAACAUGGCGUGGAUCGGCCAGGCCGUUACCCCUUGGGUCGAAAACAAUCCCUCGUGGAGAUACUAUGAAGUUGAUUCUAAGACCUUCUCCAUUAUGAAUUCUUACAACUAUUACUCAAAAUUAAACGAAACCUUUGCUAAUGAUGGUAAAGAACCUGAAUGGUUGUUUGAAUAUUCUGCAAGAGACGUCUAUAAUGUCAGCUGGCCUUCCACUGCCCCACUUAAUGCUACUUAUUGGCAUUUGGUUGCUGAGAAGAUCAAGUCCGACGUUAGCUACAGACAACUAUACGAAAACUUGGCGAAGAGGUGGUCGCCAUACGUUCCGGACUGUUCUAAAGGCAAGAACUGUCAAACAGACUACUGUUUCUUGUCAACUUUCAUCGUUGACGAUUAUGAUAAAUGUGUCGCUCCUCUCAACAAAUGA
Molecule: messenger RNA, 1944 nt
Organism: Torulaspora globosa
Lineage: Eukaryota; Fungi; Ascomycota; Saccharomycetes; Saccharomycetales; Saccharomycetaceae
Exons: 1
Coding region: 1-1944 (647 amino acids)
Molecular function (GO): hydrolase activity
Source: RefSeq, a predicted model, not a curated record